GCAGUAGGAGAAGGAGAGGAAGAAGGGAAGUGGGUCUCAUGAAUAGCCCCCCUGCUCACAGCGCUAUUGGUCACAUGCAGCAGAAUGGAAGAGGCUAGCACACUGAAGUGUAGGUUAGAGUCACACUAAGCCGUGUUGUCAGUGUGGAUUUUUGUAAGCCUCUCGUAUUUCAUGAAGAGUGACUGCAGGUAAGUAGGACUUCUCUGGUUUCUUCGCUGCCUAAUUAACGAACAUGUCACUGAGCGAGCGUUAAGGCUAGCUAAACACGACCCGAGGUGACAUGUUGACACAGUACAGCUCACUUCUUCUCAUUCAGUCAUGAUGGACCUGUUUGUCUGUAAACGUGUUUUAUCUCUCAUCUACACUCUUACCAGUAGAUAAGGUCUGUUUUAUUAGUCAUGUCUGCCCGUUUUGACAAGCUGUCUACAGUGUGUUUAUUUAGCUUUCGAGGAAAAUGCUGAGGUCAAAAGUCAGUUGAGUUUACACUGAGAAAGAAAGAGUAACAACAUGACACUACAUAAUAUCCAACUAGUUAUUACUGGGAAUGUGCGGUAUCUGUGAAGAAAUACAGAGGAAAUUCAUGCAGCUUUAUUAUGGUCUGUUAUUUUAAUGUACAGUCAGGGGAGGAAAAAGCUCUAACAUAUGUCACAACUCAAAAGACGACAGUGUAUGACUGUAGAGCUACAUGAAUAACAGUUUGAGACUAUACUUUAUAUAUUUGUAAUUUACUUUAAAGGGAUAUUCUGGCAUAAAAUUAAUUAAGGGUCAAACACAUUGUAACACUGAGUUAGACAUCCCCUCGGGAGAUGAAUGUUGCCAACUGCUUGCUUCUCUAGUUAUACCAACUUGAGUAACGACCGCACAAUAGCAAUACACAGUGGUCUGAGGAGCCAUAAACAAACCUCAACCAUAACAGCACUCUAUAGCUACAGAUAAUGCUCAGAACAGCACCUAACUUCAUCAACAGUACAUAUAGGGUCCCUUCCAUGGUACUAGCCACCAAACAUCUUUUUAGCUUUGCCUAAUUUCUUUAGCAAAGAGACUAAACACAACUUACCCACUCUUUUCCAGCAGCCGCUCGUUUGUAGUGAGACCUCAGGCCUAUAGCGGGGUGACGCAGCUCAAGGAAAAACAUUGAUGAUCAUUACUUUAUCAUUUCCUUGAAGUAAUAAUCACCAUAUUAAUAAUUUUGUACUGCAGACACUUCUAUUCUUCUACCUUAGCAUCUCGGUCUGAAUGCAUUUCCAUGAAGAAAUGAUCAUAAAUGUUCUUCCUUGAGCUGCGUCAUGCCGCUGCAGUCCAUGAUGGACUGGUCCGAGGUCUCAGUACAAACAAGCGGCUGCUGGAAGAGAGACGGUGAGUUGUGUUUAGUCUCUUUGCUAAAGAAAUCAGGCAAAGUUGAAAAGAUGUUUGGUGGCUAGUAGUAUGGCUGGGACCCUAUAUGUACUGUUGACAAAGUUAGGUGCUGUUCUGAACAUUAUUUGUGGCUAUAAAGUGGUGUUUUCAUUGAGGUUUGUUUAUGGCUCCGUAGACUGCUGUGUAUUGCUUUCAUAUGAUGGUUACUAAAGUUGUUAUAGCUAGAGAAGUAAGUAACUUAGUAACUUAAUUUUACGCCGGAAUAUCCCUUUAACUCUUAUUUUCCCAUCUGCAGGACUUUGCCAGAUUUUGGAUGGAGUCAGCGCCCAAGAUUUUACUGACUUGUGUUGUCACAGCAAGGUGUCUCUGGGUUGAGGAUUCAUGCCGUCCCGUGCACAAAGAAGCAAAGAAUGGUCAAAUAUUUCUCUAAUAGCACAGACAUCAAGAGUACCUGGGACCAUGUUGUCUCUGCUUUCUGGCAGAGGUACCCAAACCCGUUCAGGUAUGAUGAUAUUUUUAUUUGUCUUUUUUUUUUUGUUUACUUAUAAGUUCUUCAUGAGAGUCAAAUUCAACCAAAAGAAGUUGUAUUUGUUGUUCUGUGUGGAAAAUUUAAAAUGUUCCUGCUAUCAUACCAACUCAGCUUUGUGUGGAUGUAAGUGAACAAAAGAGACCCACACUAGACGACAUAAAAAAUUCAGUAAAUGAUUUUUAUUUGUUUAUUCCCAGGCUUCAGUUAUUGACAAUCUAACCUUAUAAAGGUUGUGAAGUUUGAACUAACUAAUUCAAAUUUUUCUAUUAUAGUAGAUUCCCAAAGUCUUAGGAUGAAGUGAAGUUAAUGCAGAGUUUUCAGGACCACAGGAAUCUUUUUCUAAUGAUUUAAAACCAGCCGUGUAGAGCACAGUGCAGGUUGAAUACUGCUACACAGUUUAGGCUUUGUCUGCACUGGUUCGCAUUUGAGAACCCACAGCUAUAAGAGUAAUUAGUUAUGAUACAAAACUGGUUGAACGCGUCAAAGAAUGAAAUAUAAGUAGUGAUACACUCCAGAAAUCACACACAAUAUUCAAUCUGAUUCAGUAAAGACAUGGUGGUGUUUAAAACUGUACUGAAACUGUUCACAAAUGGAUCUGAAACCUGAAAGUGAGAGCGUUUUUACUUCUAGAUCUUUUCAAAUCCAUCUUGAAAAUGACACUCUCAUUUUCACAUAAAGUUUUACACACUUGUUGUUUGGUCUAAUUAAUCAUAAUAUUCACAGCAGCCAAAAUAGCAUCUGGUGAUAUAAACUGCAUUAAAAUCUUUGGCCCCCUUGUUGCAGAAACUGAAUCUUACAGUUCAUCCUUCAGUUGGUUAAAAUCAUGAGGUUAUCAUACAGUAAGGUGCACAGAAAGGGCAAACGUAAAAGCUGCGGACUGACUCGGCUGAUGUUAAUAUCUCUGCUGUAUGAUCAGCUGUAAGUUCCUGCCAUUUGAAAUUAAAACGUCAAAGACUUAAAUCAGGUUAAAAUUUCUACCUGAAAUUUUUUAAAUCGUGAACUUUUAGAAGUCACCGCUAACUUUUCAUUCCUGUGUUUAUAUGUCAAUCAGCACCCAUGUUCUCACAGAGGACGUUGUGUAUCGGGAGGUGACUGCGGACCAUCGGCUCUUCUCCAGACGCCUCCUGAUGAAGACCAAUCGUCUGCCUCGCUGGGCAGAGCAUAUCUUUCCCUCCGGCAUGUCUCGCUCUGUGUACAUCGUCGAGGACUCCAUCGUAGACCCCAUCAACAGAAGCCUGACCACCUUCACCUGGAACCUCAACCACACGACUCUCAUGGUGAAUGCCUUUAAUUUCUUGAAAAACAGUAGUGCUGAAUAAGUUGUCCAGUAUAUUUGUUGGCUUAAUUCAGAGCCUCCUGUGGUCAUGUACCUGUCCAGCCCACAAUUUUAAUGGUUUGUUUACUAUCAAUGUGUUAACAACUUCACAAUGUUACCAUUAUAAACAAAAAGUGCUCACACAAUACACCAAAACUUGAAGACACAAAGCAGAAAAGACACAAUAAAAGAGGACAUUUUAAAAUCAUUAGUACAAUCUGUCAAAAUUAAGGACAAAGAUAAAAUAAAAAAGCAAAAACAGAUGGGUCUAAAUGUCAGUGACAUUAGAACGGAAGAUUAAAGGGAUAUUCUGGCGUAAAAUUAAUUUAGGGUCAAACAGAUUGAAACACCGAGUUAGAAACCCCCUUGAGUGAUGAAUGUUUCUGACUGCUUGCUUCUCUAGUUAUACCAACUUUAACCUCAACCAAAAAGCCACUCUUCAGCCACAGAUAAUGCUCAGAACAGCAGCUAACUUCAUCAACAGUACAUACAGGGUCCCAGCCAUAGUACUAGCUACCAAACAUCUUUUUAGCUUUGCUGGAUUUCUUUAGCAAAGAGACUAAACACAACUCACCUACUCUCUUCCAGCAGCCGCUUGUUUGUACAGAGACCUCAGGCCAGUCCAUUAUUAAUUAAUUUUACACCGGAAUAUCCCUUUAGAGUUACAUGGUUGGUUAAAAUAUGUGUUUUAUAAGAGUUUGAUAAAAGAGAGCUACAAAUAAGUGACUCUUGACUGAGCAGACACUUCCAUCCAAAGUGAUGUUCAUUCCUGAAUUAGCAGUAGCUUUGAAACGUAAUCAAACAGAGAGAUCAACUCUGAUUUAGUUUUAACUUUAUUAAAAGGAUCAGGACCAUCCAAUGUGGAGGAAUUUAUUUAUUUUUUUUUUAAACGGCUCUGAGAACCUUUUGUGACAUAAAUGAUCCAUUUGUUUUUCUGCCCGUUCCUGACCUGCUUUUCAAAUCAACCCUCAGCCUUGACCCCUGUGUUAACCUCUCUGUCACUUUGCUCUCUUUCAUGUCAGUCGGUUGAAGAGCGUUGUGUUUUCCAAGACUCACAGGAGCAGCCGGCCACCACCCAGCUGAAACGGGAGGCAUGGAUAUCUUCAAAUGUUUAUGGCUUCUCCAGACCCAUCCAGGUACUUUGGUUUCCUGCAGCAGUUACCUAAGCUAAAGUCUGAACAUUUUAAACCCCUCUGUUAGUCUAUUAGGAGUGCACCGAUCACAAUUUUCUGGCCGAUCACCGAUCUUUAAAAAGCUUGACCUGCCGAUACCGAUUUUGGCCGAUACCUUUUUUUUUUUUUUUUAUAACUGACGACAUACACCUUUGAUGCCCCAAUCUUAUUUUAAUGAAAAACAUUCAACAAUACUUGUGGAACAAUACAAACCUUUUUGUGUUUGUUUGAACUGCACUUGAUGUCGUUCUCUUAAAUAUAAAUGAAAAGUUUAGAAUAUCGCUGUCCAAACUACUAAAUUAUAUCAGUUCCUUUAGUCUUUUAUUUUCCACAUUGAUCACACUGCAGGCCUGUUUUGAGCCUCUCACCAAAAUAAAGUGCACAGCAGCAUUUUGCUUUUACAAAUAAAGGAAAUCACAAGGUUUGAGGAAGUUAGUAAAAUAAAAAUCGACAGGACAAACUAAACUGUUGGGCGGGCCUGUCAUUCUGGCAAAAGCAAAAAGCUACAACGGCUGACUUUUAGACCUUUGCUGAGGUAGAUAAGAUCGGUAAAUAAAAUCUGUGGUUUUAUGUGUAAGGAUCAGCUGAUCACCGAUCCCCCGAAAUUAAGGAAAUCGGCGCAUGUUUAGUCUCUAUCAUUUGCAUCUUUGUUUUUUGGCAGAGAAAGGCCUAUUCUGCUCCGGUCUAACUCCUCGUAUUUUCUUAUCUGGGUUUGUAGCGUGCAGAAUCUGAUUUUUGAGGCUUCAUCUGGAUUUUUUAGGUCAUAGUAGAAGCAGCAGUGGCAGGGGAGGUGGUGUGUUAAUGCCAAAAUAAAGAAGUGGGGGAUUUAAGGGAGGAAGUGAAAAUUGUGCCCAACACGUGAGAACCUAAAAUUGUCAUUAUUAAAUGCCAGGCUUGCUUUAAUAUCCCCAGAGGAAAGAAAGAGCGUGUUAAGCCCAGUUUAGGCGUCUUCUCCUCACGUAAAGCCAUUGCUGAAUUGUCUGUUUUUCUCCCUAGGAGUUUGGAUUGGCUCGCUUCAAGAGCAACCAGGUGAAGGCCAUGAAAGGGCUGGAAUACGCUCUCUCCAACCUACAGGGUAUGUACACAUAACCAGUGAGAGCAGGUGACAGUGCAAGAGAGAAAGAGAAAAUAGAGUUACAUGUUUCCAAAUGUGGAAAUGAGAAAAAGCCAUGAUCAUCAUCGCACACCCACAAAGACAGAACACCACUCAGAGGAGAAGCACCUCAGGCUAAUGACAGACACUGAUUGUAAAAUAUGGACUUUCAGAACAAACUGAUGAAAAUCUGCCAAAGUUCUGCAACUUACUGCCGUCUUUUCUAAUUAUUGAUUAAUCUAUUGAUCAGGUGUUGACUCAGCUGGCUAUGCAGAGUGUGUGUCUGUGUAGAGGAUGAUCCUCGGAGGAGCGAUCCUGAGUUUGUUUCCCAUCCUUAGUCUUUCACCGUGUCAUUCCCUUAUCGUCCUCUUUGCCUGAGAAUGACUCUUCACACUAUCUUUUCAUAUCAAAAAAGGCAUUAAAAAAAUAAUAAUAAAAAUAAUCAUCUUUAAAAACAAUAGAAGGUAACCUGAUGAUUAUUUUCUGAAAUUCACGGACAAAUUCCUCUGUCCAAGAUGCUCCUGCGGAAACUUCAGGAACUGAAAUGUCUCUUUUUGUUAAAAAAAAAGAUAUUUCAUUUUAUGUUUACGAGACUAAUUCAUCUUGAAAACAUUCAAAUUUGAGAAGAAAAUUGGAUGUUUUAUUUUUGAUCGGCUACUCAGUCCUCAUUAGAGUUCAGACACCUCAAGAAAACACAAAACCUUGAAGUUUAAGAAGUUUCUCUGUUGACUAAAAGGACGUUUUCCCGUUGUUGUGAUUCUGCCCUAUUGCCUCUGUUUUACUGCCACUGCAGGGAUUGGCAUCAGGCUGAGCGUUGUGGUGAGUAUGUUAGCCAAAAGGGUUCAUCUGCCAUCCCAGGCCUUGACCAGGGUUGGUCACAUGAUCCCUUAUAUGAGCGUCACACAGUUGACGGUGUAGCUGAGGUAGUAAGGUAGAGGCUGUGUCCCCCUCUGUGUUGUUGUGAGAGCAGAUGGUCACCACAAGUGGCUGUGACUCAAGCGUGAAUGUUGUUAGUGUGUAGUUCAUAGUUUAGUUGACUGAAACUAUCUCUGCAGUAUUGACCUUUUAACAGAGGAUAUCUAGUUAAAGCAAAUGUUGUGAGGUGGAGCAGCUGUAGAGCAAAUAAAAACAGUCAGCUGAAGUCAAGAAAACUGCCAUUGACUUUAUUUUGGUGGCUUUUUUUGUUGUUGUUAUAAAAUCACUUUAGGGGACAUUCAUUUUGAUAUCAUUUGUAAUUGACAUCUUUAUUAUUGAUUUGGAUGCUAGCAGAGCUUAAAGGGAUAUUCCGGCGUAAAAUUAAUUUAGGGUCAAACACACCAUAACACUGAGUUAGACACCCCCUCUAGAGAUGAAUGUUGUUGACCGCUUGCUUCUCUAGUUAUACCGACUUUAGUAACGGCCGCACGGUAGCAAUACACAGCUGUCUAAGGAGCCAUAAACAAACCUCAACCAAAACGCCACUCUAUAGCCACAAAUAAUGCUCAGAACAGCACCUAACUUCAUCAACAGCACAUAUAGGGUCCAAGCCAGAGUACUAGCCAUCAAACAUCUUUUUAACUUUGCCUGAUUUCUUUAGCAAAGAGACUAAACACAACUCACCUACUCUCUUCCAGCAAUUGCUUGUUUGUCGCAAGACCUCGGGCCAGUCCAUUAUGGACUACAGCUGGGUUACGCAGCUCAAGGAAGAACAUUUAUGAUAAUUUCUUUAUCAUUUCCUUGAAGUAGUAAUCAUAAUAUCAUCAUAAUCACCGAUCAUUUUUCACUGCAGAUGAGGAAGUUCCUCUGCCUUAGCGUUUCAGUCUGAUCGCAUUUCCAUGAGGAAAUGAUCAAAAAUGUUCUUCCUUGAGCUGUGUCACCCCACUGCUGUACUGUUGAUGAAGUUAGGUGCUGUUCUGAGCAUUAUUUGUGGCUAUAGAGUGGCGUUUUGGUUGAGGUUUGUUUGUGGCUCCUCAGACCGCUGUGUAUUGCUGUCUGCUGUUGUUACUAAAGUUGGUAUAACUAGAGAAGCAAGCGGUUGGCAACAUUCAUCCCUCUUAAUAUCCCUUUAACACAGUUUAAGGAGACCUUUGUGGAUAUGAACAUAUACAUUCUUCUGGGUUUUGUCAUUGUAUGGCAGAAUAAACAAUGAAAGUCCGUUGAAGUGGUUGAAUUCUUACUCAGUAACCUGUGCUCAGGGCUGUAUUUCACAAAAGAUUUCAAAUAUGGAAUCCUAAGAAAACUCAGCAAAUAAAACAGCCCACUUUUCAAAUCAUCCCAGACACACCUGCAGAGUCACAAUCUGACACACAAACUAAAAACAGUCUGCAGAAAUGUCCAUAAAUGUCCAGCAAGAGGAGCAGUUGUGAGUUUGUGUGUGAAUUGGCCACAAAUAUAGGUCAUGGUAAGACUAUGUUUAAUCAUGGUGUUUUUCUGCCUUUGAAUAGUGUUACAAAAAAUUCUCGGAAACAGCUCAUGAGAAAUGACUUUGAAACAGGAUGAUCUGUGUCUGUAAAUCUGUCUCCUGCAGUCAUCUGUGCAAUAAUGGGCACCUGGACCUGCACUUAUAUUUCAUACACAAUUUUAAGGCACUUAAACCUUCAGUAAAUCAGACCCUUAAGUUGGCCUGAGAAGAUAUCCAGCAUUUUUGGCUUUAAAAGAAUUAAACUGUCAUUUUAUUAUUAUUAUUUUUCCUGUUUCGUGCCGUAUUUAAUCUUCUCUGAUUGGAAAAAAGAACAUUGUGCAGAGCAGUGAUCGUAAACACAGCACACAGUGUAUCUCCAGUGUACCUUCUAGACUUGAUUUCUAUUCAGACACCGCACUCGUCUCAUUUAAAGUAUUUUGAACAUUCAGCUCGGCAGCAUUCCUCUGAUCUCUUGCUGUGAAUAAAUUGUCAGUUAAUUACUGCUAUCAUCAACUCCUAGCAGGACCUGAAGUCAAGGCUGAUGCAAAAAUAUGAAACAUGUUCACUGAAGAUUCCAGAGAAGGUGGUACACUGUCUCGUAUUUCUCUUUCAGUUUAAGUGAAUGUGAUGCACCUGUAAUUUGACAGAAUCAUGGCAACACCGACUCUCACAUCACCCUAAUAAAUAAAUGCUUAAGAUCAUUAAACCUGCGAGGAGAGAUUUCAACUGUACUUUUCAGCCUUCAUAAUUCCUGACUUAACUCAUUCGUAUUAUUUUCAGUCUCCAAACAAGGAGAGGUUUGUCCCUCAGCUUUCAUGCAGCCACUGUCCCGGGAUCAGCGUUCUUCGUUUGUCUAAAAGCCCUGAAAUGUGAGGGAAACACUCCCUCUGUCGCUCUCACAUUUCAGGAAAAACUGCUCUGCUGCACUGUGAUCCUCCUUGUUGUCUUCACAUGAGGUUCUCUGACUCUGUAGGUUCACGGUGAGGUCAGACGCAAAUAGAUUCUGCAGGGAGUUCAUAACGGUGAACAAAGAUGGGUGUGCUCACCACAAGGCUUGAUCAAAAACAUUUUCUGUGUUUGGUGAAGGGAUCGUGCUGAACGGGGUUUUUAGAGACUCAGCCUCUCUGAAAUGUCCUUUUUAUACCCCUAACCUAUCGCAGACAUCCUAAAUGUCCCUAUCUCAGCUGUUUUGAAGUGUAUUGCUAACAUCAAUCAAACAAAGAGCAGAUAUUGCUCAUAAAUGAAUUCAUUUUGAUGUAUUUCCUUCGCUCCAUUUUCCAUACUGUUAGAAUUGGAGGUGUAGCUUUUGUUUUGAAUAUUCACUGCGAUCACAGAAGAAGUUUGACUGAAUUGUGCCUUUCAAAGUCAAUGAAGAAGACUUAAAAAUAAAUGAAAAUUACCAUCGGGUGUCUGUCACACACUUGUCAUUAUUGGAGCCUUCAGAAGUGACGUACUAUGUGUAGUUGCAUGGUCUCAACGCUGCCCUCUGGCUGCAGUGUGCUGUCUGUGGAGGUUCAUUUUCCUGAAUUUCUAGUGAUGCCAUAAGACCUAUUUGUCAUCUUUGUCUUAAUUUGUAUACAUUGUCUUCAGCUUUUAUUAUUUUUAAUCUCUCCUGUCUUUCUGUGUGUCUGUGGGCUCACAGGAGAGGCGCCCCAGCGGCCACUCAGGGACUCAGUGAAAGACGCUUCAGAGAAGGCCAAGGAGGCGGCGAAGAGCCUGGCCUCUGCUGCUGCUGCCGCCCCGCAGAAACCCCAGCAGUACGUCUGACACCGCUGCUCUGUAGACGGAGCUGAGCAGGUGACAUGAACUCAACACGAUGCCUUCACAAUCAUCUCGAUCACCUGGACUUGGCUGAAGUGUUCUGGGAUCACGCUGACGGCUGUUUAUUUGCUUUUUUAAACUGCGAUAUUUAUUGAACUGAAAUCAGAAGAAUCUUUUUAUUUCUCAGACGUCUGUCUACUUUCUCUCAGCUUUUAUGAGUGCUCAGGCUCUUAGUCUGAAUAUAAAUAAUGUUUUGACUUGAUCAGCAGCACACUUAAAAGCAUGAGUGCAUAUAUGUGAGUGUUGCCACAUAAAUUUAACUUAUAUCUCUAUUUUCACUAAGUAAGCUUAUUUUUAUGCAGAAUUUAAAUUCUUCUUGGACAGCUUAUUAUUUGGACUUUAAUCAAAAACUGGGAUAUGCAGUGAUUAUAUGAUAACUCUUUACAUGUUGAUUUAGUGCAAAGGUCAUAUCAGACCAAAUAGCUGAGCUGUACCUGUUACGGUUUACUUUCAACCGAAGAAACUUCAUGUUAGAACUGCUACUUUUGGUUUAUGCAGAAGCGACAGAUUUCACACCACCAGGUAGAAGCCAGUCCGACAGGUCCUGUCUGGCCUCUUGCUCAUUCUUUCUCUCCAUCAAAGUCAUCUUCGCUCUUUUCCCUCUGCAUGACGUCCUCAAUGAGAGUACCAAGCUAAAACCAGAACUUUCUGCCAGAGAGACUUUGCUGUGAUAUCAGACCCCAUGAACACCAUAACUCAACCUCAGUUACACAGGAACAGGUAUUUGGGCUCUGGGGUGGGAGUAAAAUGACUUAAAAGCUGGGUUUGAUUUAAAGGGAUAUUCCGGCAUAAAAUUAAUUUAGGGUCAAACACACAGUAACACCGAGUUAGACACCCCAUUGAGAGAUGAAUGUUGUUGACUGCUUGCUUCUCUAGUUAUACCAACUUUAGUAACGACCACACGAUAGCAAUACACAGCGGUCUGAGGAGCCAUAAACAAACCUCAACCAAAAUGCCACAAAUAAUGCUCAGAACAGCACCUAACUUCAUCAACAGUACAUAUAGGGUCUCAGCCAUAGUACUAGCCACCAAACAUCUUUUUAACUUUGCCUAAUUUCUUUAGCAAAGAGACUAAACACAACUCACCCACUCUCUUCCAGCAGCCGCUUGUUUGUAGCAAGACCUCAGGCCAGUCCAUUACAGACUGCAGCGGGGUGACGCAGCUCAAGGAAGAACAUUUAUGAUCAUUUCUUCAUGGAAAUGCAAUCAGACCGAGAUGCUAAGGUAGAAGAACGACCGCAUCUGCAGUGCAGAAUGAUUAAUACAGUGAUUAUUACUUCAAGGAAAUGAUAAAGAAAUGAUCAUAAAUGUUCUUCCUUGAGCUGCGUCACCCCGCUGCAGUCCAAACAAGCGGCUGCUGGAAGAGAGUAGGUGAGUUGUGUUUAGUCUCUUUGCUAAAGAAAUCAGGCAAAGCUAAAAAGAUGUUUGAUGGCUAGUGCUGUGGCUGGGACCUUUUAUGUACUGUUGAUGAAGUUAGGUGCUGUUCUGAGCAUUAUUUGUGGUUAUAGAGUGGAGUUUUGGUUGAGCGUGUGGCUCCUAAGACUGUUGUGUAUCACUAUCCUGCGGUCGUUAUUUAAGUUGGUGUAACUAGAGAAGCAAGCGGUCGGCAACAUUCAUCUCUCGAGUAUGAGUCUAACUCUGUGUUAUGGUGUGUUUGACCCUAACUUAAUUUAACACCGGAAUAUCCCUUUAAGAGUUGCAUAAUAUUGUAUCAAAAGACAGAACUGCAUGGUUUCACAUGCAUGCAGUGAAAAAACUGAAUCUUAUGUAAUAUCCAUUUACUCAUCAUUUCUGUCUUAGUUUUUCUCCAGGGUGGAGACGGUUGUUAGAUACGUUGGCAUUUUCUACAAACAACAAUACGCACAAAAAUAGAAAAUGUAGCCACAAUGCUACUAAUGGCUGACCGCCAGCAUGACCUGUACUCAUGUGUUGAUAAUCUCAAUAAACCAAAGUGACUUAUAACUCAAAUAAGUCAAAUACAGAAACUCUGACGAUGACGAGCCUGUAACAGUUCUGCUGUAGCCGAGCAUCCGGAGUAACACUAGUCUAGAUCAUCAAUCUGCCUGUUGAUAUGAAGCUGUGAUAUGAAGAUGUUGUUAUUGUUGUAAACAUUUCAGUGAAUGCAUUCCUUUUGAAGACGGAACCGUCUGGAUUAUUUUGCUUCAAGACUUGAAUUAUAGUUAGAAGAUGAUUCAUAUGAUGUAUUUAAAAAUGAUUUACUGUUGAGCAUUUGUAUGAUGAGGUUGGGUUUUAAUGAGGUAGUGGUAGCAUGUUGAAAAAAAAAGGGUUUAAAAGCUGAUUCCUUUGGAUUUGUAUUGAAAAGGUAAACAGAUUUCGCAUCUUGCAUCUCCAACUGAGACCUCAAAUCAAAGUUUUGUUUUGUGUUUUGAAGAUCAGCUUUAAUAAAAUGUUGUAAACUACUCAUUUAAA
Messenger RNA from Xyrichtys novacula (pearly razorfish), 12096 nucleotides. Lineage: Eukaryota; Metazoa; Chordata; Actinopteri; Labriformes; Labridae. The record is from the annotation of a GenBank genome assembly.